AUGAACAUUCGUUUGGACGGUGCAGACCGGGGUGCAAAAGAUUCCGAAGGGCGUCGACCAGAGAAGGUCACUUUUCGGCCCAAGAAGGCGAAAGACACCAACCGGGCGCAAAGUGCCGGGCCACAAGUGGGUACCAGCCAGUCGGUGCCAUCAGCACAAGGGAGCAAAAAUUCCUGGCAGCUGGUCAGCAGGGCUAAGCGGAAGUCGAACGCACCUCGACCCGCAAAGAAGGUUAAGGACAGAGGAGAGGUUCUGUUGGUGAAAACCGACGAGGAUAAGUAUGCCGACACCCUCAAACCGUUGCGGGUGGCCAAAAAUCCCUCGGCUCUAGGACAGGAUGUGCGCAGCGUUAGACGUACCAAGACAGGCGAAAUGAUCUUGGUGCUGAAACGAGGUGCGCAAUCUAGUGGGGCGGCGUACAAGAAGUUGGCCCAAGAGCUCUUGGGUGACGGCGCUCAGGUGAGGUCGUUGGAUGCGGAAGUGACCCUCCAGUGCAAGCAACUGGAUAAGGUUACAAACGCAGACAACGUCGUCUCUACCGUUGUGGAGCAAGGUGGUUUGGUGAGGUCACCACCAGCAGCUGAAGUCAUUCAACAAGAACAGGAGGAGAAGCAACAGGAACAGCAGCAGCACCAACAACAGCCUGAGAAGAGUGGCAUGAAUUACACCCCACAUAAGCCAAAAGUAGUGGCAGCGAAGGUGACGGAGUUCUACAAAGGACAAGAACCUCGCCAGGAGACGGAAGACCAGGCGAGCCCAAAAGGCAGGCGCUCGAGGACCCAAUUGGAAGAAGGUUGGAGUACCGUUGUAGGUCAAAAUGAGAAACACGGGAAACAGCGAAAGCAGAAGGAAGAGCGAAAAGGGCAGCAGAAGAGGAAAAGAAAACCUUCGGCUCGUCAGACGGCGCCAAAGGGAGAAACCGUGCUCAUCAAAGCCAAUGUCACCCCGACUUAUGCAGGGCUUCUCAAAAAGGUCAGAGAGGAGCCGGAACUGAGAGAUUUGGGGGAAAACGUGCAACUGCAAAGCGGUUCAGUGGAUGCAGAUCCAUGUCGGAGGGCACGUGAUCGCAUCAAAGCGUGCACGGAAGCAAUUGGGAGUACUAAUCGACGACAGGUUGAGCUUCAACAACCACGUCGACUACGACUGCGAAAAGUCAGCAAAGGCAACAAACGCAAAAGCGAGAAUCACGCCAAAUGCCGACGGUCCGAGAAGCAGCACGAGACGUCUGCUAUCUACUGUUUCGUAAUCGGUACUACGAUAUGGGGGUCCUGUCUGGGGUUCUGCGUUGAAAACCAAGUGGAACAGUGA
Messenger RNA from Topomyia yanbarensis, 1308 nucleotides. RefSeq lists its product as uncharacterized. The coding region runs from base 1 to 1308 and encodes 435 amino acids. The transcript has 4 exons. NCBI's taxonomy places the organism in Eukaryota, Metazoa, Arthropoda, Insecta, Diptera, Culicidae. The record is from RefSeq and is a predicted model, not a curated record.